Iphiclides podalirius (scarce swallowtail) is the source of this 3510-nucleotide messenger RNA. Lineage: Eukaryota; Metazoa; Arthropoda; Insecta; Lepidoptera; Papilionidae. The record is from the annotation of a GenBank genome assembly.
AUGGGAAGCCUAAAUAUUGCGGAGUGGUCUCCAGACCAGGUGGCAGAGUGGCUGUCUGGUUUGGGGCCGACGGUGGCGAGCUACGCGCCAGCACUGAGGCAACGCGGCCUCAAUGGCUCGAAAUUACUUACGCUUCGUUGUGAUGAUCUUGAGUACCUCGGUAUUCACAUAAUUGGUCACCAGGAACUGCUUCUCGAAGCAGUGGAACAUUUACGAAACUUUGUGUACGAGGUGUCGCGCGAGUGCGUGCAGCAGCUGGCGCUGCGCGUGUCGAGCGCCGCCACGUGCGUGGCGCGCGCGCUGCGCCACCACAGCGACGCACGCCUCGAGACGCACUCGCUGGCCGACGUGGCGCGUGCCGUGCACGCCGUCAAGCCGCUCGUGUGCUGGCUGGACAGGUGGGCGGGCCCCGGCGCGCCGCUGGCCGAGCGCAGGGCGGCGCUGCUCAAGCUGGCGCUGGAGGCGGCCACGUGCGCGCAGCGCGACCGCUUCGCCGAGCAGCCGGCGCGGGCCGUGGCAGCCGCCGCCGCCGCCGCCGCGCAGCUGGCCGACUACAUCAUACAGGACGUGUCGGACCCCACCAUCCUGCAGCCGGCGUGCGUGGAGGCGGUGACGCUGCGCCAGGGCGCGCGGCCGCUGGGCUUCGAGGUGCUGCCCUCCCUCUGCGGCCACCACCAGCUGGCGCACGUGCGCUUCGGCUCGCCGGCCCACGCCUCGGGCGCGGUGCACGACGGCGACGAGAUCGUGCAGGUGGGCGGGCGCUGCGUGAUCGGGUGGGGCGGCGAGGCGGUGGAGCGGCUGUGCGCGCGCACGGCGGCCGAGGCGGGCGGCGGCGAGCUGGCGCUGCGGCUGCGGCGGCGCGGCGGCGGCGGCGGGCCCGCGCGCGCCCCGCCCCUGCUGGCGCCGCGCCGCCCGCGCGCCCCCGCGCCGCCCCGCCCCCGCCCCCGCCCCCACCGCCGCCCCUCGCCGCCGCCCGCCCCCGCCCCGGCCCCGGCGCCGCCCCCGCCCCUCGCCGCCGACGAGCCGCACGCCUCCUCCUCCGAGGACAGCGAGCCGCUCUCGCCGCCCGCCUCGCCCACGCAGCUGCACCUCGACAGCGCCAGGACGUGCCCGGUGCGGCGGCGGCGCCACAGCGUCAGCGGCGCCAGCCCGCCCGCCGCGCGCCGCUCGCCGCUGCUGCAGUUCUGGCAGGAGCUGCAGCAGCAGCGCUGGGUGCGGGGGCGGGAGCCGCAGCCGGAGGACGGCGCCCUCUACCGCAGGGACAAGGCGGUGUCGUGCAGCACGGGGCUGCAGCUGUCGGCGCGGGGGCGCACGGCGCGCGGCCGCCUCGACAAGAGCCUCUCCACGCCCGCCUAUGGGCCCGAGCCCCCGCCCGCCCCUGCCCCCGCCGCCGCCCCCGCCCCGCCCAUCCCCGAGUCGCCGCCGCCCGCCCCCGACGAGGGGCGGGCGGGGCGCGCGCCCUCGCCGCCGCCGCGGGAGCCGCGCAUGACGGGAGGGCCCGUGUCUUCGCCGGAGUCGAACGCCCCCUCCGCGCCCUCCGCCCCCUGCGCCCCCUGCGCCCCCUGCGCCCCCUGCGCCCCCUGCGCCCCCUGCGCCCCCUCCGCCCCGUCCGCCCCGUCCGCACCCCUCCGCGCCCCACGGGACUCGCAGGGGUCGCUGGUGCGGCCCAUCGCGAAGCACGAGAUCCGGCUGGUGUCGAACGAGCGGCGCGCGCUGCCGCCCAUCAACGGCGAGGCGGAGGCGCCGCAGUCGCCGCCCACGCCCACGUCCACGCCCACGCCCACGCCCACUGCCACGCCGCAGCCCACCGCCGGCCGCGCCGGCCUCUUCCCCUCCGCCAAGACGCGCAGCCUCAAGAAGAAGAAUUCCAUCCUGGCCAAGCGGCGCGAGGUGGGCGCGCGCGCGGUGGUGGCGCGGGGCGCGGGCGCGGCGGGCGGAGUGUGGCAGCGCGUCAGGGCGCGCCACGCGCAGCAGCCGCGCUGGGCGCGCCGCCACCUGCUGCUGGCGCACAACCUGCUCUACGCGUACCGCUCGCCCGACUGCGCGCGCGCCGACUGCAUGAUCUACCUGGAGGGCUUCACGGCCAGCGCGGCGGCGGAGGUGAAGUCGCGCGCUCACGCCUUCAAAGUGUACCACACCGGCACCGCCUUCUACUUCGCGUGCGACUCGCGCGACGCCAUGCUGGCCUGGGUGCAGCUCAUCCACCGCGCCACGCUGCUGCCCUCGCUGCUGCCGCCGCCCAGCGCCAACAUGGAGUUGUAUAAGCAGUUUUCGGAAACUGACUACUCGGACACAGAGUCCGAUUCCGAGAACCUCGAGAAGCGUAGCGAGCCGAGAGAGAGGGAGAGGGAGAGGGAGAGGGAGAGGGAGAAAGAGAAGGACAAGGAGAAGGAUAAGUCCAAGUUCGGCUCUUUGAAGAAGCUCACGCACCGAAUGCAGCGGAGCGAAUCCCAAGAGAACGUCGGCCACGCGUCCACCAGCCUCGACAGGAAGUACCUGAGGUUUUUCUCCAGGAACAGGAACAAAGAGCAGGAAUCGAAACAGAGCAAGGCGAGCCCUUCCCGCGCCCCGCCGGAGCAGGCGCGCCUCGCCGCGGCGAACAAGCUGCCGAAGCCGAUCAACUACAUCCACGCGUCGAACCCGAACCUGGUGGACUUCGAGAAGAGCGACUUCGUGACGAGGCCGGCGAUACAGGUGCCGCGGCGCAAGGCGCACAAGCCGGACAGCCUGGUGGGGCUGGUGACGCUGGAGCAGUUCAUGCUGCAGCGCCAGGCGGAGGAGCGGCAACAGCGCAGCAGCGGCCGCGCGCUGCUGGGCCGCGAGCGCGAGCAGCUGCAGCGGCACCAGCUGCAGCAGCAGCACCUGCAGGCGCAGCUGCUGCAGCGCGUCGUGCCCGACGUCGUCUACGGUGAGCUGCGCCUUAAGGAGCCGCGCCGCGACAGGGACGGAUAUGAGAAGAUCGCGUACCCGGACGGACGCGGCGAGAGCUGGCGCGAUUCUCUGCGCAGAAAUGACAAGGUGCACUCAGGUGGCCGACAAGCACCCGACAGCAGUUGGGUGGCGGGCGGAGGCGGGUCGGCCACAGCGCGGGGCGGGGCGGGUGACGUGGCGGGGGCGGGAACGGUAGUGGGGGCGGGGGCGGGUGCGGCGGCGGCGAGCGGAGCGGGAGCGGGGGCGGGAGCGGGGGCGGGGGCGGGAGCGGGGGCGGGCGGCGGGCCCGGCGUGUCGCGGCUGCGGCUCAUGUUCGGCGGCGCUCGGCAGCCGAAGAGUUUUGUUGAGCAGGAGAGCGGGCGCGGCGCCUACCCGCACCUGCAGUGCCCGCCCACCUUCCAGCCCGAGAGCUACUCGGUGGCGCACGCGGCCGCGAGGCGCCCGCAGCGCCCCCCGCACGCCCCCCACGCCCCUCACGCCCCCCACGCCCCCGACGCCCCCCACGCCCCCCGAGUCCCUCUCGCCCCCGACGCCCCCCAAGCCCCCCACGCCCCCCAAGCCCCCCGCGGCCCGCGCGAC